AGCUCGUCUCCUGCUCGAUACAAGAAUGAAUGAGACUCGCACAACCAACUCGCCUAUUGCGCGCAUUCCGAACGGAUUGCUUUGCAAGAUAUUUGCGUACGCAUGCGCAAGGAACGAACUCGCCUUCACUCUAUAUGCAUACGGAGAUUCAGCGUCUUACUUCCCUGCCUUCUGCAUCAAUCAGGUCUGCCAGCGCUGGAGGAACAUCGCACGCGCAGAUCCCAAACUCUGGGCGGGCGAGAUCAACGUCGAUCUCACCGUCAUUGAGCGUGCAUAUGCGCAGACAGGUGCUUCGAGGCGCUUUGUGCGCAGGUUCAGGAAGAUCCUCUCGCUCUACCUGCACUUAUCUAAUCCCGAGCUCCUCGCUCUGACCAUCACCGGCGGGGACGUGGGUCUGCUUCCGAGACCAAACGGAGGGUCGGGAAACGAAGGUCUUUCUGCGUUCACCGAAAUCCUCGAUCACCUCCAUCGUGUUCGACUUCUGUCUGUCUCGAUCCCGGCUCUCAGAUGGAUUGAAUCCAACGCGCCGCCGAUGCAGGACCCUGCUUUGGAGUCCGUCAAGAUCAUGGGCAGUUCACGGACCGGCUGCUCGACUAGGUUCUUCAGCCAGAUGCCCCGCCUGCGUACGUGGAAGCAGGUAGUCGACGACUUCAUCCCGACACACCUUCCCUAUGCGCAGCUCACGAAGUUCGUGACCGGCUGGAUCGAGUGGGACACGGCGCUUCGCGCGCUCGUGCAGUGCCCCGCGCUGAAGCGUCUCGACGUCUCGUUAUACACAGCGGACAGCAACACACAAGUCUUCUAUCCUUCCACCCUCUCCUUCCCGCAGCUCACCUCGUUCCGCCUCAGCAUCGACGAUCCAACGGACUUCGCUUACAUCUUUGGCUUACUGGAGACACCGCGCCUCUCGAAGCUGAAAGUGUCUUGGGAGAUGGUCAGCGGCAUGGAUGCGGUGAGGACGGACGACUGGCCCGAAUGGCACUGGCCGCACCAGGAGUUCUAUGCCUUUCUCGCGCGCUCGAAGUGCAGAUUGAGCACACUCAGGGUGGUGGAUCUAUGCCUAUCUUCCAAGGACCGGAAAGCGCAUCAAGAAGCUCCUCCCAGAGCAGGCGCAGUUCAUUGUAGAGGAACCCGCCAAGGACGACAAUAUGGACGAUGAAUUUGUGUUCAACGAGGACGGGAAGAUCAUUCUGAGCGAGCUGUCGUCUUCGGGAUCGGAGGCCGAGGAUGGCCACGAAGGAAAGACUCACUGAAGGGCUCGAGGAGGUAAGUCAGAAUUUCAUGCCGAAACGCUGCGUGAACGCUGAUCAAUGACAAUGUAACAGCGGAAAGAUGUUGGCGUGU
Schizophyllum commune H4-8 is the source of this 1344-nucleotide messenger RNA. RefSeq lists its product as uncharacterized. Lineage: Eukaryota; Fungi; Basidiomycota; Agaricomycetes; Agaricales; Schizophyllaceae. The transcript is spliced from 3 exons. The coding region runs from base 26 to 1159 and encodes 377 amino acids. The record is from RefSeq and is a predicted model, not a curated record.